Messenger RNA from Porites lobata, 654 nucleotides. The record is from the annotation of a GenBank genome assembly. Lineage: Eukaryota; Metazoa; Cnidaria; Anthozoa; Scleractinia; Poritidae.
GGCGUCCGUUGUGCGGGUUUGUGUGGAAAGACGUUUCAUGUGAAGUGUUCUGGUGCGAGCUUUAAGGAAUUACGUACACGUGAUGUACAGGCUUGGUACUGUAGUAAAUGUUCUCUACCCCCACUAAGCGACAGCUUUUUCGAUGAUUCAGACACCGAAGGAGAUAUUGAUCAAGUCCAAGUCGAAGGUGGAAUGGAGGCUGAAAAUGAAAUAUGGGCCGACUUUGAUCAGAAGGCUAAUAAUCAUCGAUCAAAUCUCAAACUAGGACACAUCAACGCGAACAGUAUUGGUGGUUUCAAAUUCAAUGAGAUUAAGACUUGGCUACAAUCUGGUAGGCUGGAUGUUUUGAUAAUAUCCGAAACUAAAAUAGAUGCUACUUUCCCUAACUCUAUGUUUCACGUUGAAGGUUUUCGUUUGAGUCGUUGUGACAGAAAGGCUGGAGGAGGUGGAUUGAUGGUGUUCGUAAGGAGUGAUAUCUGCUUUAUUAGAGUUAAAGAGCUCAAAGGGCUCUCUUCCGAUACAUGGUCAACCUUUAAGACGGAGUCGAUUGUUUUGAAAGUCAAACUACCGAAGACUUGGAUUACUGUUGUGGGCAUUUACCGACCUCCCUCGAUUGUGAGAUCUCAGUGGACGCGUGAACUCUCUGUCUCUUAG